This is a messenger RNA of Papaver somniferum (opium poppy), 4671 nucleotides long. RefSeq names its product formin-like protein 18. The record is from RefSeq and is a predicted model, not a curated record. Lineage: Eukaryota; Viridiplantae; Streptophyta; Magnoliopsida; Ranunculales; Papaveraceae.
ACAUUAAACAAAUAUAUAUCAGAAAAAGAAGACGUAAUCAUUUCAAAGAAAACAAAAAAAACUAACGAAAUUUGAUAGGACAGAAGAGAUAUAGAUAAAAGAGAGUAAAGAGAAAAAGAGAAUUUAAGCGAAAGCGAUUUUUUUUUUUUGUUCCUGAAUCUACACUCAUUUUAUUAUCGAGAGAGAUCUUACAGAAGAAAAACAAGAAGAGUCAAUUGAGUUUAAACCUAAAUGUUAGCUGAGCGUCGUUUUUGUUUUAGGGUUUGAUAUUUUGAGAAUCCGUCAAGAUUUCGAACAUGGCGUUAUUUCGGAAGUUUUUCUACCGGAAACCACCGGAUGGACUUCUUGAGAUCUCUGAGAGAGUUUACGUGUUCGAUUGCUGCUUUUCCACGGAUGUUUUGGAAGAAGAAAACUACAAAGUCUACUUGGGAGGCAUUGUAGGUCAACUCCGUGAACACCUUCCGGAAGCUUCUUUCAUGGUCUUCAACUUCCGAGAGGGAGAGAGGCAGAGCCAAGUUGCAGGCAUUUUGUCUGAUUAUGAUAUGACUGUGAUGGACUAUCCCCGGCAUUACGAAGGAUGUCCAUUGCUUACUAUGGAGGUGAUUCAUCAUUUCCUUAGAUCAUGUGAAAGCUGGCUCUCACUUGGUCAGCAGAAUGUGUUGUUGAUGCAUUGUGAACGAGGUGGGUGGCCUGUUUUGGCUUUCAUGCUGGCUGCACUCUUGAUUUAUCGGAAGCAGUACAGUGCUGAGCUGAAAACGUUGGAAAUGGUCUACAGGCAAGCCCCCCGUGAACUUAUGCAGUUACUAUCACCACUAGAUCCAUUGCCUUCACAGGUGCGAUACCUUCAUUAUGUCUCAAGGAGAAAUGUGGGCUUGGAGUGGCCUCCCUUAGACAGGGCACUUACGAUGGAUUGCAUUAUUCUGAGAACUCUUCCAGACUUGAAUGGGGAGGGAGGUUGUCGGCCCAUUUUUAGAAUAUAUGGACAAGACCCAUUCAUUCCUGCUGACAGGACGCCUAAAGUUCUCUUUUCGACACCAAAGAGAAGCAAAACUGUCCGCCUUUACAAGCAGGCAGAUUGCGAGCUGGUUAAAAUUGACGUGGGUUGUCAUAUCGAAGGUGAUGUUGUGCUUGAGUGUAUUAGCUUGGAUGAAGAUCUGGUACGCGAAGAGAUGAUGUUCCGUGUGAUGUUUAAUACUGCCUUCAUUAGAUCAAAUAUUUUGAUGCUUAAUCGUGAUGAGAUUGACAUCUUGUGGAACACAAAGGAUCGAUUUCCCAAGGAUUUUAGAGCUGAAAUUUUACUUUCCGAGAUGGAUGCUGUUUCAUCCUUAAUCACGAUGGAGUCACCUUCCUACGAGGGGAAGGACGGCCUUCCAAUGGAGGCAUUUUCUAAAGUUCAGGAGAUAUUUAAUGGUGUUGAUUGGCUAGAUCCGAAGGUAGAUGUUGCGCUAAACGUGCUUGAGAAAAUAAAGGCACUAGACAAAUUGGAACCUGUAACUCCUGUUGCUCUCCAAAAAAAAUCUACUGAUUACCUGCCACCAGACACGACUCCUGAUAUUCAAGAGAAAUUGAAGCCGCAGCUGGAAAGUGUCUCCAAGAGCUCUACAUCCAUGUCUCUAGAUAGAAAAUUGUCUCUGCCCUCCUUAAAACCUUCUCCAGAUUCACAGUUGAUGACAAAGAUGGAUAUGACCCAAGACUCGCAAGUUGGACUUCAGCAACCCUCUCAAGCUAAGAUCAUUUCACAAAAAAACUCUCAGUCUUCAUUGUCCAGUCCGGUUUCAGAUAGUAACAGUUCAUCCCAAACUUCACCUAUGUCCAUGUCAAGGUAUAACAGUGCACCCUCAGCUCUUGGCAUUACUGCUCUCUUGCAUGAUCAUGAUUCAUCUUUGAAUCCUCUGCCCAAGCUCGAUGGCAAGGAAAAUUCAGUUCCACGACCACCAGAGUCUAUUUCAACAACACGCAUUUCUUCAGAGACUCCUAUUUCAACAGAUUCUGGAAGAUCAGGUCCUCCUCCUCCUCCACCACCCCCACCACCACUACAACCUCGUCAUACUCCAGCUUCAAAAAUGGUUGCAGAUCAGUUGAAACCCUUAGCCGCACCCCUGCCCCCUCCCCCACCGCCUGCACCCCCAUCUCCUAGUGUCACUAUCAACAAAUCACAUCCUCCCCCUCCUCCUCCUCCUCCUCCUCCUCCACCUCUGGUACCUGCAACUGCUGCCACAUCAAUUUUCCCCUCCCCUCCUCUCCCGCCCCCUCCUCUGCCCACAAGGAAGUCUGUUACAGCUAGCCCUCCUCCACCUCCUCCUCCUCCAUUACGUUCUGGGCCUUCCCCAAAUUCUAGAGUCUCCGCUCCAACCCCACCACCCCCUCCACAGAGCUUUUUGUCAAAGCAUCCUGGUGGAUCAACAUCUCAAAGUUCUCCACUUCCUCCAGUUCCACCACCAGCUCCGUUCGCCAGAGGGGUCUCAAAAGCUGGUGGUGCUUCCGCAUCACCAUCUGCUGGUGGUGUUGUUCCUCAUAGUCCUGCACCUCCUCUUAGUGUUCCAUUAAGUGCAAGAAGUCGAGGAGUAUGUGCUACAAGUCCAAGGAAUCAGCAAUCAGGUCAACCGAAGAAGACUACCUUGAAGCCGUUGCACUGGUUAAAGUUAACUAGAGCAAUGCAUGGAAGCUUGUGGGCGGAGGCACAAAAAGCUGAUGAAUCUUCCAAGGCUCCAGAGUUUGACAUGAAAGAACUCGAAACUCUUUUCUCAGCGGCGGCUCCAGCUUCUGAUCGUGGGGGCUCUAGUGAUAAAUCAAACAGACGUGCGUCACUUGGUGCUAAAUCCGAUAAAGUCCAACUGAUUGAUUUAAGACGAGCCUAUAAUUGCGAAAUAAUGCUUACAAAAGUCAAAAUUCCUUUGCCUGAUUUGAUGGGUUCUGUGCUUGCCUUGGAUGAUUCUGCAUUAGAUGUCGAUCAGGUGGAUAAUCUUAUCAAGUUUUGCCCAACAAAAGAAGAAAUGGAGUUGCUAAAGGGAUACAAUGGAGACAAGGAAAACUUGGGAAAAUGUGAACAGUUUUUCUUGGAGUUGAUGAAAGUACCAAGGGUGGAAUCUAAGCUCAGAGUUUUCUCUUUCAGGAUACAGUUUAAUACACAGGUCUCUGACCUUAGACGAGAUUUGAAUAUUGUAAAUUCUGCUGCAGAAGAGAUCAGGAAUUCUGACAAACUGAAGAGAAUCAUGCAGACAAUUCUUUCUCUUGGAAAUGCGUUGAAUCAGGGUACUGCAAGGGGUUCUGCUAUUGGAUUUAGGUUGGAUAGUCUCCUUAAACUAAUAGAUACACGUGCUCGAAACAACAAGAUGACUCUCAUGCAUUAUCUUUGCAAGGUGAUUGCUGAUAAACUACCCGUACUUCUAGAUUUUCAGAAAGAUCUUGGGAGCUUAGAGGCUUCAUCAAAGAUACAAUUAAAAUACUUAGCAGAAGAGAUGCAAGCUAUAAGCAAAGGGUUAGAGAAAGUUGAGAAGGAGUUGACUGCCUGUGAAAGUGAUGGUCCUGUGUCUCAUUCAUUUCGCAAGAUAUUGAAGGACUUUCUUGUUGUUGCUGAAGCUGAAGUGAGGUCGUUGGCAUCAUUAUACUCUGGGGUGGGUAGAUCAGCAGAUGCAUUGGCUCUUUAUUUCGGAGAAGAUCCUGCACGCUGCCCUUUUGAGCAAGUUGUAUCUACUCUGCUCAAUUUUGUGAGAUUGUUUGCUCGUGCUCAUGAGGAGAACUGCAAGCAAAAUGAGCUUGAAAAGAAGAAAGCGCAGAAGGAAGCGGAAAGUGAGAAAAUGAAGGUUGGUACUCCAAAGAAAGAUCUGCCAGAACAACAAUCUGGACCCAUUUUGGUGAAGAAAACACAAAGUGAAGGUGAGAGUGAAAAGACGAGGUUCGGUAAUCUAAAAAAGGAGUCAGAACCAACUAUGACUAAGGAACGCAAGAAUGAAGGGGAGAGUGGGAAAAUGAGGUUUGGUGUUCCGAAAAUGGAAUCAGAAUCACUUCGACCGACUAUGAGUAAGAAAACACACAAUGAAGGCGAGAUUGAGAAGACGAGGUUUGGUAGAAAGGAAUCUGACUCUGUUGGACCGAUCAUGAAGAGAACACAUACAUAGCCAGAUAUCAGAGACCAAGAUUUGGUACUGUAAUAAAAAAAAAAAGUUUGGACAAUAUAGAGGAGAGUUGGCACGUUCUGUAACCAUGCACUAUUUCCACUCGGAAGAAAUAUUGUAAUUCCAUUGUGCAGAGAGAAAAUUCUAGUGAUCUGGUCAAUUGUUUAAACUGAACUUAAAAGUGAAAUAGUGUAAAUGAUAUAUAGCAAAGAUAAAUAUCAUAAACUGAAGGGAAAAAGAGAUCUAGCGGAUGAGCUUCAAAAUUCUAAGUCAACUGAAUCUGCAUUUUAGAAGAGAUCAGGACAUAGCGUACUCCGUUUGGUGGCUAACUUGUAAAGUACUCGCAAGAAUUUUUGCUGUAAAAGUUCACAUAAGUAGGGUUUCUUUUUUUGUUUUUUCCUUGUCAACAAUUUUUUCUUUUCCUCUGAUCAAUUUUGUUGUAUGUAAUUCUUUUUCUUCUUUCUAACCUCUAGGUGUGUAAUGUUUCUACCUGGUGAUGCAAACAGGUAACUGUGAAAUACCCCGUGUCAAGUAUUGGUCUUUUUGAGCAUUCUUC